AUGAUGAAGAAAGGGAAAGGGAAGAAUAGUGGCUUGUUACCGAAUUCCUUUAAGAUUAUAUCUUCCUGCCUCAAAACUGUAUCGGCCAACGCCACCAACGUUGCGUCAUCGGUUCGUUCCGCCGGAGCGUCCGUCGCCGCUUCAAUAUCCUCUGUUGAAGAUGAUAAAGAUCAGGUGACAUGGGCUGGCUUUGGCCUUCUUGAGAUGGGUCAACAUAUCAUCAGACAUGUUCUCUUACUCGGUUAUCAGAAUGGCUUCCAAGUCUUUGAUGUUGAAGACGCCUCUAAUUUCAAUGAACUGGUCUCCAAACGUGGUGGUCCAGUUUCAUUCUUACAGAUGCAGCCAUUACCUGCGAGGUCUGGUGAUCAUGAAGGUUUUGGUAACUCACAUCCUCUUCUGCUGGUUGUUGCUGGGGAUGAUACAGCUGGCACGGGUUCAGGUCACAGUGCAGACUCUUCCGGGGAUGACAUCAAUUAUCCUACCACUGUUCGCUUUUACUCCCUUAGGUCUCACAGUUAUGUAUACGUCCUGAGAUUUCGGUCUUCUGUUUGCACGAUUAGAUGCAGCUCCCGAGUGGUAGCUGUUGGCCUUGCAACUCAAAUAUAUUGUUUUGACGCACUUACUCUGGAAAACAAGUUCAGUGUUCUCACCUAUCCUAUUCCUCAGCCAGUGAGACAAGGGCCAACUGGGGUUAAUGUUGGCUAUGGUCCGAUGGCUGUAGGUCCAAGGUGGCUUGCUUAUGCUUCCAGAAGUUCCAUGACCAUGAAAACAGGGCGCCUAAGUCCACAGCAUCUUAUUUCUUCGCCCAGUGUCAGUCCAAGCAGAUCGACAGGUGGAAGUAGUUUGAUGGCCCGGUAUGCAAUGGAGUCUAGCAAGCAGUUAGCCAAUGGACUAAUCAACUUGGGGGAUAUGGGAUACAAAACAUUGUCAAAAUACUACCAAGAAAUGCUCCCUGAUGGAUCUAAUUCUCCAGCAUCACCAGAUUCAGUCUGGAAAGUUGGUGGGGUUGCUGGAUCCGAUCCAGAGAAUGGUGGAAUGGUUGCUGUCAAAGAUCUUGUUUCUGGAGCUGUCGUAUCACAGUUCAAGGCCCAUACGAGUCCUAUCUCAGCACUUUGUUUUGACCCUAGUGGAACCUUAUUGGUUACUGCUUCAGUAUGUGGGAACAAUAUAAAUGUCUUUCAGAUCAUGCCAUCUCGUUCACAUAAUGCACCUGGUGACAUAAGUUAUGAGUGGGAAUCUUCUCAUGUGCAUCUCUUCAAGCUGCAUAGGGGGAUCACUUCUGCUAUUGUCCAGGACAUUUGCUUUAGUCAUCACAGUCAGUGGGUGGCUAUUAUUUCAUCCAAGGGCACUUGCCAUAUUUUCGUUUUAAACCCAUCUGUCAGCGAUGCUGGGUUUCUGCCUUCAAAUUGUGAGGGUGAGGAUCCUGCCCGACUUCCAGCUUCAUCUUUGCCAUGGUGGUUUACUCAAUCCUUGUCAAAGAAUCAGCAGUCUUUAUCGCCUCCACCAGCUGUUGCCCUUUCUGUAGUAAGCAGAAUAAAGUAUAGCAGUUUUGGGUGGCUUAACACAGUAAGCAAUGCUGCCACUGCUGCAACUGGAAAAGUAUUUGUACCAUCGGGUGCCGUGGCUGCAGUUUUUCACAAUUCUGUUACUCGUGACUUACAACGGAACUCCCGGACUAACUCGUUGGAGCAUAUAUUAGUCUAUACUCCAUCAGGCCAUGUGGUGCAGCAUGAACUUCUGCCAUCCGUUUGCACAGAACCACCUAAUAAUGGCUCGAGAGUGCAAAGAACAUCACAUGUUCAAGUUCAGGAGGAUGACUUGGGGGUCAAAGUUGAGCCUAUUCAGUGGUGGGAUGUAUGUAGAAGGUCUGACUGGAUGGAAACAGAGGAACGACUUCCCAAAAGUAUCACUGAAAAGCAAUACGAUUUGGUCACAGUCUCAGGUAAUUUGCCACUCCAUGACGAUGCAAGACUUUCUCUUGACAUCAAUAGCCAUUUUGGUGAAGGAUUGAAAACUUGUUCUGAGAAGGCCCCUGAAAGAUCCCAUUGCUAUCUUUCUAACUUUGAGGUAAAGGUUACCUCAGGGAUGCUACCAGUGUGGCAAAAUUCGAAGAUUUCUUUUCAUGUGAUGGACUCUCCAAGAGACCAAGGUUUCAGUGGUGGAGAGUUUGAGAUAGAGAAGGUCCCAGCCCAUGAACUUGAAAUAAAACAGAAAAAACUGCUGCCAAUUUUUGACCAUUUCCACAGCACCAAAGCAACAAUGGAAGACAGGUUUUCGAUGAAAUGUUAUCACACAUCCGCAUCGGGAUCUCAUCAAGUUAAUGGGAAGAUAUGCCAAGAUAUAAUCAACUGUCACUCUAAGCCAGGAUCAGUCGAGUCCGCUGAAAGUUCUGAAGAAGGUUCAUCAAAACUGAUGGAGAAUUUCCAUGAUUCGGAUCACAUGAACAACUCAUUCAAGUCUUCUUUAACCCUAUACCCAAAAGUAAAUGGGAUCUACAAGGAAAUAGAGAAGAAGAACAAAAAUGGGUUGGUUGAGAAACCUGUGACAGCCAAAUUCAUUCCAACCGAAGAAACCCGGUUGGGAAAGCACAUGACAAAUGGCUGGACCACACCACCUGUUCACACCAAUAUUACUGUCGAUGAACAGAUGCUCCCUACUGGACAAUCUCCUGUGACCUUUGGUUUUGCUUUGCGUGAAGAACACUGUAAAGCAUUAGCCGAUCCAAAAGACGGCCACCUGGAGAACGGCAAUGGUCAUCAUCUAAACGUAAACAACAACACAGAGAAAUUACAAGGAGAUGAGAUGGUGGUAUGUGGUAUGGUUUCCUUUGUAGGCGAUUAA
Molecule: messenger RNA, 2841 nt
Organism: Microthlaspi erraticum
Lineage: Eukaryota; Viridiplantae; Streptophyta; Magnoliopsida; Brassicales; Brassicaceae
Source: the annotation of a GenBank genome assembly